CCUCAUAUGGCCCCCUCCUCCACCAAAUUUCUUAACCCCAGUUAAUGCUUCCUUAACUAUGGUUAGCUUAAACCCCCACAAACCUUAACCCUAGUUAAACCCCACUCUCCUUCCUCUUUAUCUGACACUCCCCCACUCUCCCCCUUUCGCUCUUUGCAAAAAAACACACACACCAGCUUAGUUUAGUUUACCACUAUACCGUUUUUCUCUUCACAAUGGGCGCAUUAAACCAGAGUUUGGUCUUUCUCUGCCUGAGUAUAUUGGCCCUAAACGCCGUCGUUUCGGCCCACAACAUCACCGCCAUUCUUUCGGAAUUUCCCGACUACUCCGAUUAUAACAAAUACCUUACCCAAACCAAGCUUGCCGAUGAAAUCAACAGCCGUACAACCGUAACCGUCCUUGUCCUGAAUAACGGCGCUUUCUCUGCCCUCGCAUCCAAACACCCCGCUUCCGUCCUCAAGAAGGUUCUCAGCCUCCACAUCGUUUUGGACUACUUCGACGCUCAGAAGCUCCACAAGCUCCCAGACGGCUCCACCUUGUCCACCACUCUUUACCAAACUACCGGAAAUGCCCCCGGCAACCUCGGAUCCAUCAACAUCACCGACCUCAAAGGCGGCAAGGUCGGCUUCGGCUCCGCGGCUCAAGGCUCCAAGCUCGACUCCACCUACACCAAGACAGUCAAGGAGAUCCCUUACAACAUCUCCGUCCUCGAGAUCAGCGCGCCGAUCAUCGCGACCGGGAUUCUGACGGCUCCGGCUCCGUCGGCUUCCGACGUUAACAUUACGGCAUUGCUUGAGAAAGCCGGCGCCAAGAAGUUUGCGUCGUUGAUUUCCUCGAGCGGCGUGAUCAAGACUUACGAGUCCGCGGCUGAGAAGGGAUUGACUAUAUUUGCGCCGAACGAUGAGGCCUUUAAGGCUCCGGGAGUUCCAGAUCUGAACAAGCUCACCAACGCUGAGCUGGUCUCGCUCUUACUCUAUCACUCCCUCGCCGGUUACACUCCCAAGGGUUCUCUGAAGACCACCACCGCUUCAUUGACCACUCUCGCCACCAACGGCGCCGGGAAGUACGACAUCACGGUGACGACCGCCGGCGACUCGGUGACUCUCCACACGGGAGUCGAUUCGUCCAGAGUCGCCGACACGGUGCUCGACUCAACCCCGCUCGUUAUUUUCACCGUCGACAACUUGCUCCUCCCGACCGAGUUGUUCGGCAAAUCGCCAUCGCCUGCGCCGACGCCGGAGCCGGUUUCCUCGCCGUCACCGACUCCGGUUCUUGCUCCGGCUCCGGUCUCCGAGGCUCCCUCUCCUCUCGCCGCUUCCCCUCCGGCGCCGCCGACGGAGACUCCCGGAGAAGCUCCAGCGGACGGUCCGGCGGCGGAGUCGGCGAACAGCAAGUCGGCGAACAGGGCUGGUCACGUGGAAGCACCUGCAUUGCUGACGGCGCUGCUAACUGUCUCUGCCGCAGUCGUUUCCGCAGUCGUCUUGUCCUGAAAUCGUAAUUUCACGUUCCUUUGAUUUAUAUUUUCGUCAUUUCCUUUUUUUUUUUUCUUUUUUUCGGGCUAGGAGAGAGAGUUUUAUCUUUUAUGUCGAAUUUAAUUUAUUUAAUUUACGGGUUUGUGAAGUGAGUGGUGAGCUUGCUGCGCAUUUUAGCAGCAAUGGUGAGGGACAGUGAGUGAGCGAGUUAGUUGCUUUUUUUCUUCUUUUUUUUUUUCCAUAAUUUGUGUUUUUAGUUUUAUUUAUUUUUUUUGUUCAUGUGGUAUUAUAUAUUAUCGCGUGCUUCGCAUCACGUUUCGCUGUAAUAUUCUUGGUUUGCCGAUAUAUGUGAUGUAC
Messenger RNA from Morus notabilis, 1829 nucleotides. RefSeq names its product fasciclin-like arabinogalactan protein 8. Gene Ontology annotation, cellular component: plasma membrane. The transcript has a single exon. The coding region runs from base 216 to 1490 and encodes 424 amino acids. Lineage: Eukaryota; Viridiplantae; Streptophyta; Magnoliopsida; Rosales; Moraceae. The record is from RefSeq and is a predicted model, not a curated record.